AUGGACACGUAUGAAAUGGACGACCUUCAAGAACGCCGAAAAUUUAACUCAGACCAAGAUACUCAGGCUGGAAAACCGACCUCUAACAACGGGACCUACUCCGCAGUGCAAGUGUGGGCGUUGGCAGUGGCGUCAUUGACAUUGUUGAUUACAGUACCACUGCUCUUCUUUCCUCGUUUCUUGGUCUUUCUUGUGGGUGCACAAGGUACCCUCACACCGCUCGAACAAUUCCUUUCCUAUCAGUUGGGCGUAUUACUUUUGGCAGUCGCUGCUGGAUCCAUCAUGGCGGUUUGUUCUUCAGUCAUGCUAUAUCGAUACAAACCUUACACGAGCCUACAGACACCGGAGGAUUCUUCUGGUACCAAUACACCUGCAAAUCAUCCUCUCAUGACACCUGUGACAAUUUGUGCUGCGCUGAGUUCUCUCAUUGCCUGGAACUCAAAGGAUAUUGGCUCCUUAGGGGUGUUCGUUUGCGUGGGUACUGGUAUAAUUGGUGCUUGGGGUUUUUGGACGCGGAUAAACGCACAUCCGCUUACUUGUUUGGCAAUAAAAAGGCAGCAAGUGUUCAAAAGAAAGAAUGGAAAGAACGCCAGAAAAAUCGUUAAAUAUACAACCGCGAGUCGUGGUUGA
This is a messenger RNA of Acaulospora colombiana, 630 nucleotides long. The record is from the annotation of a GenBank genome assembly. Lineage: Eukaryota; Fungi; Glomeromycota; Glomeromycetes; Diversisporales; Acaulosporaceae.